UAAGGGCUAGGCAAGGGGGGGUUAAGAGACUUUCCCAGUGUGAAAAGGGAAUUACUGUCCCUUUGUUUUCUUUGAUAUAAUCAAUCAGGGACCUUUAAUGUAUUCAGUCAAGAACUUGAAGAUCCUUUACCAUUGAUGUGCAAGUACAGACACACCCUCAUAGAGAGGAAAUCCACCCCCCUGGGGGGGGGGGGCAGGCAAAUUAAGGAACUAUGAUUGGUCCCCAAGAUGUGAUGGGGGAGAACUAGUGGAUGGAGAAAAUGGCUUAUAAAGGCAUGACCAGAGGUCUAAAGACACAUUCUUCCAUUGGUGACAUGCUUGCUGGAGAAGCUUGCUCUGGGGACUCUUGCUGAAGAGACUUUUGUGGACUUCUAGCUGGAGAUUGGAACUCUUGUCUGUGUCACCACAUUAUAUAUUAUAUAAUGCUGGAUUGUAUGAGAAUAGCAAUUAGGGUAUUUAGCUAGUGUAAUUUUUAGAUUUUUUCCAUUUUUGCUUAGUCUAGCCCCUAGACUAAGUAUAUACCCACACUAUAUACUAACUAGUAUAUACCCACACUAAACUGGCAUGUGCUAGCAAGUAACAAAUCAGAAACAACUGACUGUCCCCUGGGCUGUCCUAAGCCAAGCUUGAGCCACCAUUGGCACAUGUGAGAUGCAGGAAGUGAUGUAGAGAACUGCCUUUGGAAUUCUUGUCACUUCCUGUGAGGAGGCCUGGGCACCAGUUGACCCUGAAACUGGAGCCUGGAAGAGCUCACUCAGACAGCUUCCUUGAGACGGUCACGUGAGACCUCAGCAGCUCCUAUGGAUUUGAUGAUCACCUCUAUGCAGAUACUUGUGCAUGAAGGAGAUUUAAGGGGAAAAGUCGAUGCACAGAGACAGUCCCACUCUCUCAGCGUUGGAAGCCUGGAUCCAGUGGCACGAAAAAUUGUUACAUCUGGAGACUUCCUCAGCUGCAUUGGAUGGCCGUGCUGUCUUUUGUGCUCCAACACGCCCUAAGCACUCCACAGUGCUUCGCCGUUGAACCUUCUUAUUGGUUUCUUCCACCUGUUCCGCCGAAGCAGUCUUCACAUGCUGGGUGAACAAAGCCUUGGUUCACCAGGGGUCGAUGACCCGAUGGCUACUCUCACAAGAUUUAGCCGGCCUGUCAAAGCCUUUGCCCAGGGUGUGGCUGCUGCCGCAUGCUAGCAGCUACUGGGAACCACAAGUGAGAGACUCAUCCUGGAAGCUCUCUUCACAGAUGACUGUGCUCUCAUGGCCCACCAAGAAAAUCAUCUCCAAACCAUUGUGGACAGAUUCUCCACUGCAAUAAAACUGUUUGGCCUGACUAUCAGCCUCAGCAAAACAGAGGUGCUGUUCCAACCUGCACCAAGGAGGCCAACUAACCAGCCGUGCAUUACAAUCAAUGGCACGCAGCUUUCUAACGUCAACACUUUCAAGUUCCUGGGCAGCACCAUCUCCAACGACGGGUCCCUAGACCACGAGAUUAAUGCCAGGAUCCAAAAGGCCAGCCAGGCACUUGGGCGGCUGCGCUGCAAAGUCCUCCAACACAGGGGUGUAAGCACUGCGACGAAGCUCAAAGUGUACAACGCAGUGGUCCUCAGCUCGCUCCUGUACGGUUGUGAGACAUGGACACUGUACCGGAAGCACAUGAAGCAGUUGGAGCAAUUCCACCAACGCUCUCUCUGGUCAAUCAUGAGGAUCCAAUGGCAGGACCGAAUCACCACCCAGGAAGUCCUCGACAGAGCCAACUCCACCAGCAUCGAAGUCCUGGUCCUCCAAACCCAGCUACGAUGGUCUGGACAAGCAUGGACCCACAGCGAAUACCAAGACAGGUAUUCUAUGGUGAACUGUCAGCUGAACUCAGGAAACAAGGCCGACCAAAGAAAAGAUUCAAGGAUCAGCUAAAGUCAAACUUGAAGUGGGCUGGCAUUACACCAAAGCAACUAGAACUCACUGCCUCUGACAGAAGCAGCUGGCGAGCCCACAUUCACCAUGCUGCCACCACCUUUGAAGAUGAGCGACGAGGUCUUGCCGCUGCGUGUGAACGCCGACACCAGGCCACAACUGCACCUCCCAUAACAACUGGCGUCCCAUGCCCCAUGUGCCACAAACUGUGCGCCUCAGUCUUUGGACUUCAAAGCCACAUGAGGGUACACCGUAGAUGAAACUGCACAAAGACAAUUGUCAUUCUCGGGUCACGGAGAGACUACUACUACUAUUCUAUGCAGAUAAAUCCCAAAUCCAUAUUCAAUUCUAAUCUCACUUAAGCAUCUGCUAAACAUUUCAAACUAAAUAUCUGAAAGACAUGUCAGACUCGGUAGGUCAAAAACAGAAUUCAUUGCCUUCUCCCCCUAAACCUUCCCCUCUUCCAAAGUUCUCUGUUAUUGUCAGUAUCACCAAUUAUUCAAUUGUCAGUCCUGGUGUCCUCCUGAACUCCCUUGUUUCCCAUUACCCCAUAUAACCAAUUGUUUGCCAAAUCCUGACAUUUCUAUCUAUCCAACACCUCUCACGUCUUUCCCCUUAUCUCCUUCAUACAGGGACCUUCAGCACUUCACAACAUCAGUCUGGUUUUCUCCCUCCCUCCAACUUCUUUCCACUCCAUCCUCCCAUACAUUAAACAAAAUAAAGUUCAGAUCUACCCAUGUCACCCCUCCUUAUUCUAUUCACUGAAAUGGCUCCCUAUUGCCCCAGGAAUAAAUAUAGUUUACAACCA
This is a messenger RNA of Monodelphis domestica (gray short-tailed opossum), 2712 nucleotides long. Lineage: Eukaryota; Metazoa; Chordata; Mammalia; Didelphimorphia; Didelphidae. The record is from RefSeq and is a predicted model, not a curated record.